AUGGCGAGCAAAGGGCUUAUGUCCAAGGAGGCGACCAGCCUUGAUCCGCCAAAGGAUGAUCUAAUUUCACUGGAAGAGCUGGCCAAAUCAGAUGGAACUGAUCCAAACCGUCCCACCCUCGUCGCCAUUAAGGGUGUCGUAUUCAAUGUCUCAGGAAACCCGGCUUACGGACCCGGUAGGAAUUACCAUGUAUUCGCCGGUAAGGACGCUUCGAGAGCUUUAGCAUCUUCAUCGUUGAAACCGGAAGACUGCAGGCCAGACUGGUACGAUUUGCCCGAUAAAGAGAAAGGAGUGCUAGAGGAGUGGUUUGCGUUCUUCAGCAAGCGGUACAAUAUCGUGGGGAGAGUCGAGGGGGCUACAAACACCUGA
This is a messenger RNA of Paracoccidioides brasiliensis Pb18, 369 nucleotides long. RefSeq lists its product as uncharacterized. The transcript has 3 exons. The coding region runs from base 1 to 369 and encodes 122 amino acids. The record is from RefSeq and is a predicted model, not a curated record. Gene Ontology annotation, cellular component: endomembrane system; membrane.